Auanema sp. JU1783 is the source of this 249-nucleotide messenger RNA. The record is from the annotation of a GenBank genome assembly. Lineage: Eukaryota; Metazoa; Nematoda; Chromadorea; Rhabditida; Rhabditidae.
AUGAAAACCGCUGUUCUUGUUAGUCUUCUGCUUUUACAACUUCUUCAAAUUCCCGGACUAUUGGCAGAGCUCCGAACGUCUGACAGUUUGAUUCAAUGCCUGGAAGAGAUGGGUCAUGAUUCUAUCAACAAAAGAAUCCAACUAUGCCCUGAAGAAAUCCCAACAUGCACAAUCUCAGUGACUAUGGGAGAAAUAAAGGUCAUUACCCAAUGUGGCAGAAUCGUGGGACAAAUCUUACAUAUGGAGUAA